CCCUCGCAAAAAACCUAAGACGCACCGCGUCGCCUUCUUUCAUGUCCCUCUCUCUCACCGCUUCAUCACUUCCUACUAACUUAAACCCUAGAUAAUAUAAUUCGCCGAUUUCUCUUUUGGCUUCGAGUUUAGCCUUUUAGAAAUGCUAGGAGCUGCUUAUAGGAACAGCUCAAUCGAGUGGAGGCCGUCUCCAGUUGUAUCUCUAGCCACCAGCGCCGACGAGUCUCAGGUCGCUGCUGCCCGUGAAGACGGCUCACUGGAGAUUUGGCUCGUCUCUCCUGGCGCUGUCGGUUGGCACAACCAGCUGACGAUUCACGGGAACCCUAAUUCGAGAGUUUCGUCACUUGCGUGGUGUCGUGCUGGCUCGAAAGGAUUGCCAUGUGGUAGAUUGUUUUCGUCUAGCAUUGAUGGUUCAGUUUCGGAGUGGGAUCUUUUUCAUUUAAAGCAGAAGAAUGUGCUGGAGUCAAUUGGGGUCUCAAUUUGGCAGAUGGCAGUAGCGCCUUCUAGUAAUUCAGCUAUUCACACAGAGCAUAAGCCACCGCACCUUGGAAAUGGGUACUUAAAUGGUAGACACAAAGGUGGUGAAGAGUCCGAAUACAGCAGUGAGAGUGAAGAUGAUUCAGAUUUGGAUGAACAACGUGAGCAAAUAGUUGUUGAGGAUCCAUGUCUGGCAAUUGCUUGCGAUGAUGGGUGUGUUCGGAUAUACACUGUUCCUGAAUCAGAUGGGUUAACAUACAAUAAAACGUUGCCCAGGGUCAGUGGGCGUGUUUUAAGUGUGACGUGGAGUCCUGAUGCGAGUAGAAUAUAUUCAGGCAGUAGUGAUGGGUUUAUAAGGUGCUGGGAUGCUAAGCUGGGUAACGAGAUAUACCGGAUUACAGCUGGGCUUGGUGGUUUGGGUAGCGGACCGGACCUUUGUAUUUGGUCUUUACUUGCCCUGAGAUGUGGGACCCUUGUUAGUGCAGACAGUACUGGUGCUGUUCAGUUCUGGGACUCUCAACAUGGGACACUUUUGCAGGCGCAUACUUCUCACAAGGGUGAUGUGAAUGCUUUGGCAGCUGCACCUAGUCAUAACAGGGUGUUCUCUGCUGGAUCUGAUGGUCAGGUUAUUCUUUAUAAGCUUUCUAGUGAGACAGUUGAAUCUGGUAAUGACAUAUCUUCUUCUAAGAUGUUGAAGAAAUGGAUCUAUGUUGGUUAUGUAAGAGCUCAUACACAUGAUGUUAGAGCCUUGACAGUGGCAGUACCCAUUAGUCGAGAAGAUCCUUUGGCUGAUGAUAAAAUUAAAAGAAUUCGUCAUAAAAAAAAGCCCAUUGAUUUUAGUUAUAGUAAGUGGGCGCAUUUGGGAGUUCCUAUGCUUAUCUCUGCUGGUGAUGACACAAAGCUCUUUGCCUAUUCUGCUCAGGAAUUCACUAAGUUCUCACCCCAUGAUAUCUGCCCAGCACCCCAAAGAGUGCCAAUUCAGUUGGCUCUUAAUACUGUAUUCAACCAGAAUUGCUUGCUUCUAGUCCAGUCAUCUUCCUGGUUAGAUAUACUCUGUGUUCAAACAAAAGGUGGAUCCAUGACUGGUCCUGGUCCGUCAAGGGGCCGUGCAACAACUGAUAUUCUAGCUCGAAUUAAGACUAAGGGAUCUCGGAAAAUUAUUUGCAGCACAAUUUCUAAUGCAGGGGUUCUAUUUGCUUACUCAGACCAUGUUAAACCCAACCUUUUUGAAUUGAAGAAGGAUGUCAGAAAAAGUGCGUGGACUGUUAAUAAAAAGCCUCUCCCUCAGAAAUUGCCAUAUGCACAUUCCAUGGUUUUCAGUGCUGAUUCAUCUCGAUUGAUGAUAGCAGGGCAUGAUAGAAGGAUAUAUGUUGUGGAUGUGUGCAGCACAGAGCUAGUACAUACCUUUACACCACGUUGUGAGGGAAAUGAUGAGGAAUUACCACCCAAUGAGCCUCCCAUAACAAAAAUGUUUACUAGUUGUGAUGGGCAGUGGUUAUCUGCCAUCAACUGCUUUGGAGACAUAUAUGUUUUUAAUCUGGAGACACAAAGGCAACACUGGUUUAUAGCAAGAUUGGAUGGUGCCUCUGUAACAGCUGGUGGUUUCCCCCCUCAAAAGAACAAUGUGCUCGUAGUCACAACCUCUUCAAAUCAGGUCUAUGCAUUUGAUGUGGAGGCAAAACAGUUAGGAGAAUGGUCAACACGGCAUACAUUUGUUCUACCGAGGAGAUACCAAGAAUUUCCUGGGGAGGUCAUUGGGCUAUCGUUCCUGCCUAUGUCAAGCCCUCCUUCUGUUAUCAUUUAUAGUGCCAGGGCAAUGUGCUUGAUUGACUUUGGGAUGCCAGUGGAUCGAGAGGAAGAUAGUGACUUGGUAAACGGCCAGCAUUCUCCACUGAAGAAGUUACAAACUACUACCAUGAAUGGGGGACUGAAACGUAGGUUGAAAGAAUACCAACCAGAGACCAAACUUAGGAAAAAUUUUGAAAUUCUUGCUUUCAGAGAUCCUGUUUUAUUUAUUGGCCACCUUUCUGAAAAUUCUAUCUUGAUCAUGGACAAACCAUGGAUGGAUGUGGUUAAAACUUUUGAUGCCCAACCUGUCCACAGACAUAUAUUUGGGACGUAACUGCCAUGUCAAGGGUUAAUUACAGACACGAUGGAGAAUGAAGAUUUGGCAAUUCGAUCCCAUGCUAUUGCCAUCACAAUUUUGUUUUCUUACAGUAAGAGGGGGUGGAGCCGUGGAGGCGGGAUUAUGGGGGGUCCCAUGUUGUUCAAUGUAUUUCUUAAAAUAAUUGCUUUUUAACUUGUUAAAUUAGCAAUUUUGUCUUAAACCAUAUUUUAUCCUUGUUCAAUACAAGGGUUUUGAUGUGUAAAUUCAUAGAUCCAAUCCAGUAGUGAAUUCUUUUUUUCA
This is a messenger RNA of Populus trichocarpa (black cottonwood), 2884 nucleotides long. RefSeq names its product WD repeat-containing protein PCN. The transcript has 11 exons. Gene Ontology annotation, biological process: meristem growth; meristem maintenance. NCBI's taxonomy places the organism in Eukaryota, Viridiplantae, Streptophyta, Magnoliopsida, Malpighiales, Salicaceae. Gene Ontology annotation, molecular function: protein binding. The record is from RefSeq and is a predicted model, not a curated record. Bases 143 to 2599 code for a protein of 818 amino acids.